CGGAUAUGUACCAGAAAUUCUUGGCCAACUGCCAGUGGGCCGCAAACGACAGAUAUCUCGGCGCCCCAUUCAACACCGGCGACCGCGCCGAGAGCUGGUCCACGGAUGACACGUUCCUGGCGCCACCCGGCUCGCCUGCAGCCUGUGUUCGCGUAUCAUUUCGACAGUUUAUCGCGGGGACGCGUUAUCAAGAACACUGGGCGGUCGGAGGUGCAAGGCUGAACAAGAAUAUGUGUUCCAAGUUAGCGUCUGAGCUACAACUGUUGUUUGGGCCGACCCCAGAUCCUCCCCUGGUCCCGCUGGCGAAUCAGAUGAAGGAUAUACACAUCAAUUUCUUGCACGCUCUGAAUCCACGACGUGUGUGUGUGUUGGCCCCGAGAACACGGCAGCUUCCAUUGUCGUUCUCUAGCGAAAAGGCUGCGAUACGAGUUCACCAGCCACAACCAAGUCAUGCAACUCAGCAGUGGGAAUAUUACCAUGAUCCCGGACACCUGGGACAUCGCCAAGACCGACCUCCUCAGCUCACCGCAGAUUCUGGACGAGUACGAGAAGUAGAGCCAGCGCAGUUCCAAUCUCUGUUUUUUUUCUGGACUCUGUCGAUUUAAUACGCAAAUGGACCAAAUGGACCUUGUUUUCAAUUACGUGUGCGCUCCUAGCCAUCGCCUGAGCAUAGGCGGGACUGGCGACAACGGAACCUAACUCCCUAAACAA
Molecule: messenger RNA, 711 nt
Organism: Mycena citricolor
Lineage: Eukaryota; Fungi; Basidiomycota; Agaricomycetes; Agaricales; Mycenaceae
Source: the annotation of a GenBank genome assembly